Nycticebus coucang (slow loris) is the source of this 6986-nucleotide messenger RNA. RefSeq names its product 5'-nucleotidase, cytosolic IA (gene NT5C1A). Gene Ontology annotation, cellular component: cytosol; cytoplasm. Gene Ontology annotation, molecular function: nucleotide binding; 5'-nucleotidase activity; magnesium ion binding. The transcript has 6 exons. Lineage: Eukaryota; Metazoa; Chordata; Mammalia; Primates; Lorisidae. The record is from RefSeq and is a predicted model, not a curated record. Gene Ontology annotation, biological process: adenosine metabolic process; nucleotide metabolic process. The coding region runs from base 122 to 1219 and encodes 365 amino acids.
GGCGGGGCUCCGGGCUCACGAGCCCGCCCGCCUCCUUCUCGCUCCGGGACGCGCCUCCCUCCAGCAGUCCAGCCCCGCGAGCCCCGCGUCUCCGCCGCCGCCGGCGGGUCCGAGCCGGAGUAUGGAACCUGGGGAGCCCCGGGAGCCCCGCGAGCCCGGGCCUGGAGCAGAGACUGCCGCGGCUCCGCGCUGGGAGGAAGCCAAGACUUUCUACGAUAACCUCGCGCCCAAGAAGAAACCCAAAUCGCCUAAGCCUCAGAAUGCGGUCACCAUUGCUGUGUCCUCCCGAGCCUUGUUCCGCAUGGACGAGGAGCAGCGGGUCUACGCGGAGCAGGGCGUGGAGGAAUACGUGCGCUACCAGCUGCAGCACGAGAACGAGCCCUUCAGCCCCGGGCCGGCCUUCCCUUUCGUGAAGGCUCUGGAGGCUGUGAACACGCGGCUGCGGGAGCUGUACCCCGAUAGUGAUGACGUCUUUGACAUCGUCCUCGUAACCAACAACCAUGCUCAAGUGGGUGUCCGCCUCAUCAACAGUAUCAACCACUAUGACCUGUUCAUUGAGAGGUUCUGCAUGACAGGUGGGAACAGCCCCAUCUGCUACCUCAAGGCCUAUCACACCAACCUCUACUUGUCAGCUGAUGCGGAAAAAGUGCAGGAAGCCAUUGAUGAGGGGAUUGCAGCUGCCACCAUCUUCAGCCCCAACAGGGAUGUGGCUGUGUCCCAGAGUCAGCUGCGUGUGGCCUUCGAUGGGGAUGCUGUGCUCUUCUCAGAUGAGUCGGAACGCAUUGUGAAGGCCCACGGGCUGGACAGAUUCUUUGAGCAUGAGAAGGCCCACGAGAACAAACCUUUGGCCCAGGGCCCCUUAAAGGGCUUUCUGGAGGCACUGGGUAGGCUGCAGAAGAAGUUCUAUUCCAAGGGCCUGCGGCUGGAGUGCCCAAUUCGUACCUACUUGGUGACAGCACGCAGUGCAGCCAGUUCCGGGGCCCGGGCUCUCAAGACCCUGCGCAGCUGGGGCCUGGAGACAGAUGAGGCCUUGUUCCUAGCUGGAGCACCCAAGGGCCCCCUUCUCGAGAAGAUUCGCCCACACAUCUUCUUUGAUGACCAGAUGUUCCAUGUGGCUGGGGCUCAGGAGAUGGGCACUGUGGCUGCCCAUGUGCCUUACGGAGUGGCACAGGCAUCUCGGCGGACUGCACCCGCAAAGCAGGCCCCGCCUACACAGUAGCUGAGCCACUGGCUUGCUGAUCCCCAUUGCUCCAGGCUCCCUGUCAUACUUCAACUCCUCAUCUGAUAGACCCUUCUAGUUCUUCACUGUGUGCCCUUCUGCCUGGCUGCCCUCAUCCCUCUGAGUGAGAUAUUUGGAGGAAAUUAUGCAGACUGGGCUGGUGUUCUCACCAUCCCCACUUUGGGGUAAACCCUGUGCCAAGGGCCUGACCAGGACAAUAGGACUGUGCAGAGUAGCUGGAUUUCAGUGGGGAGUGGCCGGGUCUGAGACUGAGAGGACCAGGGAGGCCAGGAGGCCUCAAAAGGGCUUGGGAUGAAAACUAGAUAGCCAUGAACCUUGGUGGGUGCAUGGAGGGACAUACGUAGUAACAGUUGCACUGGUACAGUUACAGAACCGAAAACACUGCUCCAACAGAGAGUGGAUCAGGCCUCAAAGUCUGUCCUGGCAUCAACUGUGUGACUUUGAGGAAAUCCCUCCCCUUCACGGCCCCCAGUUUCCCCAUAUUUGGGAUGGUUUUCAAACUCCCCUUUAAUCAAAGAAGUUGGAUUCUGCCAGAUUGCUCUCUUAGAAGGAGGCAUUCUAUGCCACGGCUGCUGCUGAUAUGCAUGUCACCUUCAUGCAGAUUGCAAAAAGAUACAUUUUCUAGAAGAAUGAUGAUCAAAAAGACAGCCCCUUCUCUGGCCUGAACCACACCAGUGCUGCGCACCCAGCUUGGUAAACAGGAUAGAGACUGGAUCUCAGCCCUCAUUGGCUCCUCAGUUCAGAGGCCUUUGUCAAAUGGGCAAAAUGCACAAUCACUCACAGCAACCCUACCUAUCACUUUACACAUCUGGAAACCACUGGACAAGAUUAACUUGUCAAUCUGCACACACUCUCUCCUCCAGCCAGCAGGGGGCGCUACAGGCGCUUCCUGGGGAGGCACUUUUGUGGCUGCCUGCACAGUAUUUCUUUUGCUUUUGUUUUUAGCCAAAGUUGGGUUGUUCUUGUCUGCCACCCCCCUCACCUUUCCCCUCACUCCCUCAAUUACUGCCUCCUGCUGUGCCAGCGAGCAGCUCUGCUGGUGGGGAAUCUGUGUCUGCUGUGGUGGCCCCAGAUGCAGGAGAGGAAAGCAGAGUGGCAGCAGUGGGCCAUUGUCCAGGCUGAGUCUGAGGAUGAGUUGCUGCCUGGGGUGAAGUGGGAAGUGUCUGAGAUAGUGACAGGUUAGGGAGGGAGGAGCUGCAAUGGGCCCCAGCAGAAUUCAAAGGCUGGAGUUGUGAGUGGAAGGCCAGUUGGAGCUGCUGUUGGAGGGAAUGAACUCUUCAUUACUAGACGUUGUUCAGGGGGUUCCAAGAUGAGGUGACCUCCCCUUGAGAUGUAGCAGUGAAUCCUUCAUGUUUCUGGAGCUCCUGCAGCUGCUUCACCACCUCUUCCAGUGGAGAACUCUCACCACAGGAUGAGUCAGCCUCCUCCCUUGAUGGGCAGCCCUGGCUCUCUCACCAACGCUGAUUGCCCAGAAUGACCAAGAAGGGGUGAGCAGGCAUCCGUAUGUGGACUGACUGCCGGGUGUUCAGGUAUCAUCAGAGGGGCAGGAGCCUGGAAGGGUAGGGGCAGGAAAAGGGGUGGGAACUGAUCUUGGUCCUUCAAGACCCAUCAGCUCAGGGGCUGAAUGGGCAUAAGUUCUAGGCAAAGUGGGGGAACGUAGUUGCUACAGAAAUAUAAUCCAGGAAAGAGAACAAAGUGAGAAGAUAGGUUCUUGAAAUGAGCGACAGUUUGGGCCAGAAGACAAGUGCUGGGCUAUGUUUUUCUAUCGGUGUUGGAAGUCUCCAAAAGGCUGGUUCCAACAAGGAAGGGCUAUGCUGAGUGUCUGGGCAGACACCUACUGCCUUAUCAGGUGACAUACACUGUUGUACCUAGAAGGGCAUGUGAUAAAGAUGCCUUUGCACGAGGUCAUUUUUACCACACAGCCAGCAUCCUUCUAGCCAACAGAAAAGGCCUUGGGACAGAAAGCCUGGUUUGUGGCUUCCUCCACUAGCAGAGUUCCAAGCCUAGCUGGAGGUACAGUGAGACCCAAGAGGAACCUUAAGGAAAUGAAAAGAAAAUAAGAGAGAGUGCUCAGUCCAAGUCACCUUCAAUCCCGGCUGAACCCCAGAUAGGUCCUCUGACCCUGAGGUCAGAAUCACCCCCAUGAAGCGUCCAGGGCUCACAGAAAUAUAACCUGCAAGGUUGGGCACAGCCCCGGCUCAUAGGAUGGCAUGAGGCCACUUGAUCAGGGUGGACUUGUGCACUAAGGGCCACAUCAGAUGUCACCUAAUUGAGAUAAACUCCAGGGAUUCUGGGACCAUGAGUCUUACCCCCAGGGCCUAGUGAUGAACGCCACUAAUUCUUCCAGGUCUCUCAGGAAGCAAGAAAAUAUGAUGCUGGAAGCAGAAAGAUAAGGGGCAGUAAAAAGCCACAGAUUUCACUGGAGCCACCUUUAAUAGACAUAGACAGCCCUGAGCAAUGGAGAAACACUGAGGGUCCAAAUUCUAUUAUUGAAAUUACAAAUGAGCAUCUCAGGCCUGGAAAAAACCUUUCAGUAGCUGAAAUGAAAGGCUAGAAGUCCGGGAGUGGCAGGCUUAGGCAGCAGCUAGACAAGUUUUCUGAUGGUUUCAAGAGGUGAGGAGGGGCUGAGGGGUGAAGAGCACUGUUUACUGUAUCAUCAGGAUAUUUAAAAGCCAGGUGAGCAUCAAAGCCCCAGGCCCAACCAGAGAAUGCAGCACUGAGGCAGAGGGACCCUGUGAGCUGAAAGCAUCACUUCUCCAACAAGUCCUACAGAACACUGGCCCCAGAAAAUCCAUGCCAACAAAGUCCCAGACCCAAUGGGACUGCCACUUAGAAAUAUAGAAGCCCUGUUACUUCUGUAACAGACUGAGAUUGCAAAGGUAAUUGCAAAACAGCCCCUUUCCCUGCCUGAAAGCCCAAUCAGAGUAGUGCGAUGUGGCAGAAUAUGCCAGAAAAAAAAUAGAAACUAUCAAGAAGUUCAAAUCCAAGAUGGAUUUGGGAUUAUAUAUGAUAUUCAAUUUUUUUCUAUCUCCUAAUGUGCAUCAAUUGCCCACAUUCCUAUGUAAAGCCAACCCUAUCACUUGUGACCUGGAUCCCAACUUCUCUCACCAAUUUGGAGGCACUGUUCCUUAGCAAUUCUCUUCACUCUGACACAUGCUCAUUUCUUUCUUUCUUUUUUUUUUUAAUUAAAUCAUAGCUGUGUACAUUAUGCAAUCAUGGGGCACAAUGUGCUGGUUUUAUAUACAAUUUGAAAUGUUUUCAUCAAAGUGGUUAAUGGAAGUUCACGGCAUUUUCUUAGUUAUUGGGUUAAGACAUUUAUAUUCUACAUAUGAUAUUCAAUUGAUAUACAUCAGUACAUCCAAACAGGUGAUAAAAAUCUUGAAAUGCCUCCAUACUAGUUGGAAACUAGGGCUGCCGCAAAUCCCGAGUGUUCUUUCAUGGCCUCAGCUGGACCCUCUACUGUGAAUAUGCCAUCUUCCCCCAGUCCAGCCUGCAGGGGGCUGCACCAUCUAAAGAAAUACAUGGUUUCUAUUUCUUUACAGCCAGCGUCUAUUCUCUUUUCUGGUGUUUCAGCCAGGCUAGUUUAGGGAGCUAAAGUAACUUAUCCAAAGCUAGUAAGUGGCAGUGCUGGGACUCAAACUCAUGUCUGUCUCAUGCCAGGACCCAGGCACUCAACCAUUUUGUCAUCCUGCACAUACAGAUGCAGGGAGGUGGCAAGAGAAGCCUCACUGUGAGAUCUUCCCCAAAGAAGUUGAUGUGACACUCAGCUAAUGUGUUGAUUUCUUCUGUGUUGAAACACUGGAAUAUGUUUGAGUGGGUGUAUUUUUUUUUUUUUAUUGUUGGGGAUUCAUUGAGGGUACAAUAAGCCAGGUUACACUGAUUGCAAUUGUUAGGUAAAGUCCCUCUUGCAAUCAUGUCUUGCCCCCAUAAAGUGUGACACACACCAAGGGAGUGGGUGUAUUUUUAUUAUAGCUUCUGAAAGAGUUAAAAAUAAAUUAGAGCCAAACUUUUGCAGACCCUUUGAAGUACUUCCAAGCAACCCCAAGUUCUGUGGAACCCAGUUUGAAGACCCUGUUUUGGGCUAAUGUACAGUUUGGCAAGCUGUGGGCCCAUGGGCCAAAACUGACCCGCCACUUGUUUUUGGAAAAGCACUUGUUGAUACACAGUUGUACCAACUGUUGCAGAAUUGAAUUAUUGCAACAGAGACUGCAAAGCCAAAAAUAUUUAAUAUCUGACCCUUUACAGAAAAAGUUUGCUGACCCCUUGGGCUAAGGCAAACAUCCCUGGCCCACUCCUUCGUGGGAUGAACCGGGUUACACAUACAGAAGUGUUGGUAACCAGAGGUUGGCUCCAUUGCUAAGGAGGAAGGGCAUGGAGGCUCUGUGCCCAUCCAACCCUUGCUUGAUAUUUGAGGAUUUGAAAUUCCAAGUUGUUUUUUUUGUAGAGACAGAGUCUCACUUUAUGGUCCUUGGUAGAGUGCCGUGGCCUCACACAGCUCACAGCAACCUCCAACUCCUGGGCUUAAGCCAUUCUCUUGCCUCAGCCUCCCGAGUAGCUGGGACUACAGGCGCCCGCCACAACGCCCAGCUAUUUUUUGGUUGCAGUUUGACCGAGGCCGGGUUUGAACCCACCACCCUCGGUAUAUGUGGCCAGCGCCUUACCGACUGAGCCACAGGCGCCGCCCAAAAUUCCAAGUUUUAACUUUUUCUUUUUCUUUUCUUUUUUGAGACAGAGUCUCACUCUGUCCCCCUUGGUAGAGUGCCGUGGUGUCAUAGCUCAAAGCAACCUAAAACUCUUAGGUUCAAAUGAUCCUCUUGUCUCAGCUUCCCAAGUAGCUGGGACUACAGGUGCCUGCCACAACACCCAGCUAUUUUUUAGAGAUGGGGGUCUCACUCUUGCUCAGGUUUGUCUCGAACUCCUGAGCUCAGGCAAUCCACCCGCCUUGGCCUCCCAGAGUGCUAGGAUUACAGGCUUGAGCCAUCUCUCUUGGCCCACAGUUUGAACUAUUUUCAAGUGACACACAGCCUAUUGUAAUUUGUAAUUUUGUUGAUACACAGAUUUGACUAGAGUGUGCCCUCCUAAGCUGAUCGGUAGAGCAGGACCCCUUGCUGUCUGUCCAGCAUCAAUGUGCUCAAUGUGGCUCUGUGUUCUCAACUUGUCAUUGCCCUCCUGAGGCCUCUCGGACAGUGCUAAGUUGGGUAGGUGGAGGAUGGGCAGUAGCUAAAUAUAAGUUUUGGAUAAAGUGAAAUGCCCCGAAGUUGACUACUGCAGCUCUAAGUUAACAAGUCAUCUGUACGCUGUCUGUGAAAGCAGUAACAAAUCCUUUAUGAAGGUGGCCCCAGCAAAGACUGUAGCUGGAUUAGAGUUUAACUGGUCAAGUGACAGAGAAAACGCCAGCAAAAGUUGAAAUGACAGUUUUCUUGUGGUACGAGGGUGUGAGAAAUAAGCACAUGUACUUCUCACGAUGUAAUUGUGGAUCAGGAAAAUUCUAGGACUCUGCAAACUGAGAGGUUUAUCAAGGCCCUGGGAUCUACUGUAAGAAUGCAAGUGUGGAAGAGGUCCCAUUUCCAGCCACUGUUGCUGUCACCACUGCAUCACAAUACUCUUGUCUGCUCAGUCCAGACUUGGCCUCAGGGUCCUUCCCAACCGAGCACUCCAGAUAGCUACCCUGUUUCCCCGAAAAUAAGACAGUGUCUUAUUUUAAGGUGUGCUCCCAAAGAUGCACUAGGUCUUAUUUUCAGGGGAU